Molecule: messenger RNA, 1745 nt
Organism: Marasmius oreades (fairy-ring Marasmius)
Lineage: Eukaryota; Fungi; Basidiomycota; Agaricomycetes; Agaricales; Marasmiaceae
Exons: 16
Coding region: 420-1505 (361 amino acids)
Biological process (GO): carbohydrate metabolic process
Source: RefSeq, a predicted model, not a curated record
GGACUGGCUCCAAGAAUUAUCAACAUCUCAUGACAUCUAUUCUACCUCCCGGACAUGGCUUCAAGUCAGAAUCACCCUAAUAAGGUUUCUCAAGGCAGAAGACAUCAACACUAUUUUCCAUCUACAUACGUCGUCGCGCGUCUAAACAUCCAUACUCAGCGUCAACUUGUCUCCUUGUUGAAUCGCUCAGUACAAGCAAACUUUUGUCAGUAACGGCUUCGUAUUCUCAAAGAUGUUGUCCAGGCCCCACAUGGAUGUGUUCAGAAUGGCCAUCAUGCUUUUCGUGCCUUUUGUCAUGCUGUCUUGAAAUUGAUUUUUGGCCAUUUCAAGCUAUCGAUUGGUUACUGAAAGCGAAACGUUUCAGUUGACGAUUCUCCUUCUUAUUUCUUCUCACUGGGUCUUCAUUCCAACGCCCAACAAUGGUUAUGAUUUCUUCCUGCUCUUCGUACACCGCAGUCUUUCUUGCCUUCGUAACCUCAGCAUCAGCUCUGGCCGUCAAUCGCUCCCAGCCGGAGAAGCGAGCUCAAUGCACUGCAACCUUGAGCGUUGCCUUAAGCGUAGCGCACCGUCUGCAAGACCAUUACUACAGCUCAAGCAACGGGCAAUACAAUGGCGGUUCUCUUUGGACGGACGCAAAUACCUUGGAAGAUCUUCACAACUUGAUGCUUGCGACUGGCACCGAUGACUUCGCUUCUGUAGCCGACAACUCUUUCAUCGGACGCAACGCCAACAAUCCGUCCACCAACUGGAAUGCGGUCUUGGGAGGAAGCAAUGACGAUGCUGGUUGGAUUGUGCUUUCAUUGUGGAAGAUGGCCGACUAUAAAGCGAGCCGUGGCCAGUCGAACACGGCGUUCCUCAACGCUGCUUCCAAGAUCUACGACAUCAUUGAGGGCCAGUGGGACAAUGUGUGUAGUGGUGGUGUCUGGUGGUCUACUGCUCAUACUUACAAGAACGCCAUCACAAACGAACUGUUCCUCCUCCUCUCAGCGCAAGGAUACCGCAGAGGAUUUGGGCAGAAAUACCUUGAUAAUGCAAAAAAGACAUGGGAUUGGCUGAAAAAUUCUGGCAUGCGCAACGGGGAUAAUCUCUGGAACGAUGGUCUCACGAAUGACUGUAAAAAUAACGGACAGACCACAUGGACUUAUAAUCAGGGUGUCAUUGCUUCUGGGUUGGCUGAACUCGCAGUUGUUACCGGCGACAGGUCAUUGUUGACCGAGGCUGAGAAAACUGUGGACGCGACCAUCGCCCGUCUCACCGCCAACAAUAUUUUGAGAGAAUCUUGUGACAAUGCACAAAGCGGAGGAGCCGUAUGCAACCAAGAUCAGCAACUCUUCAAAGGCUUGUGGACGAAGCACCUCCAGUUCUAUCUUGACGCAGCGAAUGAGGCAAGUCGGACAGACAAGUACAGAUCAUUCCUUGGUUCUCAACAAUCCGCUGUCUUCCACUUCGGUAUGUUCCUAGUACCUACUCAACGUAUCAAGAUGACACACCCCGAACAUCUAUGAUCUAGGUACGAAUGCUAACAACGAUAUUGGUAGCGUUUGGUACGCACCCGACCAGGGUGGAUCUAUCUUUACCCCGAAGACCUCCGCCAGUGGCCUUGAAGCUCAUGUUGCUGCAGCUAAAUACGGCUCUUGUUGAUCUGUAUCACAAGGCUAGCGAUAUUCCACCCCGCGGUAUCACCACCUUGUUGAUAUCUUCUUUACAUCUUGUGGCACCGGUGGUUCUUUCGUUGUCAGCCCUUG